UCGUUUGCGGUGCACUGUGUUAUUUACAGUAGUAUUGUUAUUUGUUAACCGAUCGCGGGCUCCUUUAAAUGUGUUUUGUGUCUUGAGUGUUGUGUUGGUGUGUGGCCUUGUGAAACAAGUUUAUUGUGUGUAAAGUGUUUGUGUUGUGCAAAAAAUGGAUACCAUUCAGAGGUUUCAAGGACUUUAGAUGGUUCCUUCAUUUCCACAAUGCAAUUUGCAAUACAUGAGUGUAAAGCGGUUGCUGCGUGCACAAAUAUGGAGGCGCUUAAAAACAUAGGAUGCAGUAUAUGUCUAGAUUGAUUGAUUCUGUUGAGGAGGACCUUGUCCUGUUGCACGUCAGCCACUGAUGGGCUUUUUGCGCUCCCUACUUCCCCACUUUGUACAUCAGAGUCAAACCUGAGCUGCUUAAUGAACUUCAGCAUCCUACCUUUGAGCUCCUCCUGAGGAAGGUGUCUGCCCCUUGUCAUUGCUCCAAGAGCACUGUACCUGUACCUUACCUCGUUCAGAGCUGUGCAGUUGAAGAGUCAAUGAUCAGCAGCUCCUCUGAUUGCCCACAUUUCCUGCACACAGAGGCAGUGUCUCCAUUGUGGAUCCUCAAGCGAUGCAGUCCACAUGUUUGAGUCGGCCCGAUGUCGCGCUGCCCGGCUACGCUCGGUUCUUCGCAGCAGCCGCAACCGAGGAACAACACCACGCAGAACUCCUGGCCUCAUUUGUCAACAGCCGCGGAGGUGAUGUGGCGAUACGUGACGUACCGGCACCCAGCCUGGCACCUGUACACGACCCUGUGGUGGCGCUGCAUCACAGUAUAGACCUGGAGAGAUCUGUGUUAGCGAGCCUAGAAGAACUGCACAAGAUAGCAAGUACCCAUGGAGACAGUUAUUUGACAGGUUUUCUCGAGGAGCAUUUCAUCUCGGAAGGUUACGAAAGCAUUAGACAGCUGGCAGAAAUGUUAACAAAGCUACAACGGGCAGGCUCAGCAGAAGGGAUAGAGCUGUUGGAUUUAGACCUUCUUAGACAUCCUCCAAAAAUCUGUGAGAGAUACAAGAAAUAGAAGAGCAAAAUUGUGUACAGCCGUAGUACACAUCUCCUGCAAAUAAUUUGGUGGUUUAAAUAGCUUUUUGUUAACAAUUCAAAAUUUCCACCAAUAAAUAAUGUAAGAUAUAAAUGCCUGUGUGUAUCUUAAUCUACCUACAUAAUAUCAAACACACAGGUAAGGUCAAAACUGAAAACAGAAGCUUGUCUAGUUUAAGUGCUCUGGGCUUUCAUUUCAAAUAACACAAAGGAAAUUCUUAACCAACCUUAUAUAUCCCCAGAUGCUUUUAACAGAUUGCAACAAGGGUUUUUCUAACAAUUUUCUUUAUGGAACAUUUUCUUUUGACCUUUUCAAAUCUACAAAUACUUGUGAUAGUAGCUUCUUGGGGAAGUGUAAAAAAAUCAUGCUGGAAAAAAAACAAGGAAUAAAAACAGCUUUUUAAAACUAUGUACUUUAUCAAAUUAAAUUUUUACACAUAACUCAUUCUGUUAAAACUAAAAUCUCAC
This is a messenger RNA of Macrosteles quadrilineatus (aster leafhopper), 1539 nucleotides long. Its product is annotated as ferritin, heavy subunit-like. Bases 602 to 1051 code for a protein of 149 amino acids. Gene Ontology annotation, biological process: iron ion transport; intracellular iron ion homeostasis. Gene Ontology annotation, molecular function: ferrous iron binding; ferric iron binding. The record is from RefSeq and is a predicted model, not a curated record. The transcript has 4 exons. Gene Ontology annotation, cellular component: cytoplasm. NCBI's taxonomy places the organism in Eukaryota, Metazoa, Arthropoda, Insecta, Hemiptera, Cicadellidae.